Molecule: messenger RNA, 10913 nt
Organism: Chironomus riparius
Lineage: Eukaryota; Metazoa; Arthropoda; Insecta; Diptera; Chironomidae
Source: the annotation of a GenBank genome assembly
UUAAAAAGUUGAAAAACAAGCGGAAAGAAGAAUGAGUGAAUAAUGUGAGAGGAAAGAUCAAUGAAUUUUCUUUUAGCACACAAUUGUUUUUAAUUCUCGUCAAGUGAAACUUUAUACAAUUUGUUUUUAGUACAGAAAAUUUUCAUCUCACGAGAUUUCCACGAAAGAAAAGGAUAGCAAAUGAGUCUCAUCGCUGAUCAUCUCACGUUUCAGUGAGAAAAUAAAAAAAAGCGAGGAAAAUUGAAAGAAAAGUGGUUCAAUGCACGUGUGAGACUUUUACUUCGUUAAUUGAGUAAAUGAUGAUCUUUAUUUUUAACUCAAAUCUUUCUCACGACACAAACUGGAAACAUAAAACCAAGCUCAAAUGCUCGCAGUGCUCAUAUUUAAAGUAGCCGUCGAACUAUACGGAAGACUAAAAGGAAGAAUUAAAGAUAUUUAAUAAUUUGAAUAAUAGGAAGGAAAGUAAUAAUAAGAGGAUUAAGACUUAGAAAAAUUUUGAAACUUGACAUUUUACAAAAGGAAGUUGAAGAGGACAGUCAAGCUUUGUCAAUUAAAUAAUUCUAAAGACUAAAAGUGCUUAUAUAAAAGUGAAAAUUCUACUGGAAAAAAAAUAAAUUACGAAUAAUUUAAAAUUUUAAAAAAAAUCAAUUUUAAGAUUUUUUAUAAAAAAAAAAAUUGUGAGUUAAAAAAGACUUUUAUUGAAAAAAAAAAUAAAAACUCACAAAAAAAAUUCUAAAAGUCCAUAAAAUAAAAUAAAAUCACAAAUCAAGUCAUCAAACAAGAAUAAAUCUUGGCAAAAUCUUCAAAACCUCAACAAAAUAAAUCUUCAAAGAAAUUUUAAAAAAAUUUGCAACAAAAUUCUUCAAAAGCCACAAAAAUCCAAAAAAAAAAAUAUCUUCAACAAUCAAAAGCCAGCACAAUAAAUUAUUUUUCGCGCUUAACAAGAAAGCAAGACAAUUGUGUGAGCGUCAGCAAGAAAAAUAUCAAAAGGAACGAAAUUUUCAUCACCUUUUGUGAAUUUCAAAAGUAUCAAAUUACUGCGAAGGAGGAAAAAAAAUAAAAAUUUAAGAAGUUUGAAGUGUACAGGAAGGCAUCAAUAUGUCAUUUUGUCGUAUUACGGGAAGAUCCCGUUCGUUACCAAAAUCAAAUUAUUUUCCAAUUAUACCGCCCAUCUCUCCCGAUGAUGCAAAGCGAUUCUGUCGCAUUACUGGAAAAAGCUAUGGCUUGCCAUCUCAUCACUUCAUCCCUGUUGUCCUUAUGUCAUUUGCACUUAGGAAGAAAAUGAAAUGUCGCAUUACAAAUAUGGCACCGUACUUGGAAAGACAUCAUUUUCAGCCGGAUCUUCAUUAUGGAAAGAGGAAGCAUAUUGUACUAUUGGAUUAUCGUUAUGUAGUUCCAGUUUUGGAUAUUGACUGUGAAACACAAAAGAAAUUGCAUGAUAUCUUCAAUACCAAAGAUCUUGUGGACGAGAAGCAUCAUUUUGUGUAUCGUGUUGAUGACAAGCAGUGCAAUUUGGUAUUUCCAGCAAAAUUAGAAGAAGCUAUUCGUGAUGGUGAUAUUUGUGAUAUAAUGUUUGCAAAGGAUACCGAUUCAAUUCUCUUGCGACUUAAGGAAGGCAUAAAUGUGUCAUUGGAUCUCGCUUUGUAUACUGAUAGCAUCGAAGAUUUAUUUGAGGGCGAGGGACCAAAAGAAGAAGUCAUUUUAGAACGGGAACGUGAAAUAGAGGAAGAGAAAAAGUCAAAGAAAAUUACAAAGCAUAGUCGAAAGCAGUUGAGUAAUAUGGCGAAAAUUUUUGAGGACAAAGAAAAUGCAGGUGACGAUGACGAGGAAGAUGAGGUCGUUAAAAAGUCAAUGAAGAAAAAGGCAAAGGCGAUGAAAAAUGUCCCAAAAAAUGUCAAUAAGAAGGAGGUCUCGAAAGUUAAGAAAUUAUUAGAAAAAAUUGCUGAAGAUGCCUCAAAGCCAUUUCAAGAUCUUGUCAAGCCAAUGCUUGAAAGUUGGGAUUGGGAUACUUAUGAAUGGGAGGCAAAAAAUGUCAAGAAAGUGAAAUCUGUGUUGACAAAGAAAAUCAAGCCAGCCGUUGUGUCACCAGCAAAAAUUAAUGUAACCUCGAGAGUAAAGAAUUUCGAGAAGAAACUGCAUCUUGACAACACAGUCGGUUUUGAGUGUAUUCCACUCGUUGGAUGCUAUAAAAAACCAGAAUUAAAGGCAUUCGUUCAAAAUCUUAAUCAAUAUCAAACGGCAACGACCGAGAUGAUGAAAAAAUUAGAAAAUGUCGUUGAGAAAUUUCAGAAAGCUGAUUAUGAAAUCAGUAGUUUAUUGCCGUCCGAAGACGAGCUAUUUGAUGUUUUACAAAAUAUCACAAAGGGACAUAAAUCAGAAUUGAAUGGUAUUCCUGGCAAAGUCAUCGACAUCGAAGAUCGACGUGUCUUUUUGCCUGGUGAAUUUAUUACCAACGAGGAAGGCACAGAAGUUUUUUGUCCUGGACAGUCCGUGAUUAAUGAGAAGGGAAAGAGAGUCUUUGUUCCUGGUUUGACGACAUUUGAUCCAAUGAUUGGAACUGCCAAGGGUAUCAACUUUAUUGCUGGACAAGUCAUGCAAUCAAAAGAUAAUCAAAUGCACUUCCAGGCUGGACAAAUCGUUAAUGAUGAAUUUAUUUGUGGACAGACAGUUUUCUUGAAUGAUGAGCCUAAGUUUGUAGAAGGACAAACAAUUGUAACGCCUGAAGGCUUCCGUUUUGUUGCCGGUAUGUUUGAUCAAAAUAAUAAUCUCGUACCCGGAAAAAUGAUGAAGCUUCCAAAUGGUGAAGAGAAGUUUGUUGCUGGUCAAAUGACUGAAAUUUUCAUGCCCGGACAAAACAUUCAAGUUAGUGAAAAUGAAUGGAAAUUUGUUUGUGGACAGACUGUUAUCGAUGAGACUGGAGUAGAGACGUUCUGUCCCGGUAAAACAAUUCAAACAAAAGAAGGAAGUAAAUUCGUUGCUGGUCAAUAUAAUGAUGAAGGAGUUUUUGUUCCUGGCAUUGUCAAGAAAGUAGGCAAAGAUAUGAAGUUCAUUCCUGGUAUAUCAAUUGAAACAAAGCAAGGCAUUCAAUUCGUGGAAGGUCAAAUGGUUGAAUCGGAAGAGCAUGGUCAAAUUUUCAUGCCAGGAAAAACUGAAAUUAAGCCCAAUGGACAAGCUGAAUUCAUUAUUGCAAGCAGUAUCGAUAAGAUUGAUUUCCAUCAACCACCACCAUCGGGUGUUGUAAUUGAUUCACAUUCAUUGGAAGUGACUGAAUCAAGUAUGACAGUUUUUGGAAAUAUGGUUCAAACAGAAUGUGGAAUUGAGUUCUAUCCUGAAAAAAUUGGUGAAGAAAGCUUGCCCCAAGGAAAAAUGAUUCCCGGAAGAUUAAUUCGUCAAGGAAAAGAAUCGAAAUUCGUUCCAGGAAUUAUCAGUGAGGAUGGUGGAUUUAUUCCUGGACAGAUUGUAAAUACACCAAAUGGAGAAGAGUUUGUUCCUGGUCAAUUAGUUGAAAGCGCUGCAGGUCUUAAAUUUGUGCCUGGUCAGGUGAUUACUCUUAAAAAUGGCGAACAAAAAUUCGUCCCAGGUGUAACAGAUAAAAGUGGAAGAUUUAUUCCUGGACAAAUUAUUGAUACUCGUGUUGGUCCGACAUUCAUUCCUGGUCAAAUUUGUUACACAGAAGAAGAAGGCGAACGAUUCGUGCCUGGUCAAAUUGUUGAUGGAUGUUUCGUUCCCGGAAGAAUUGUUGAAACUGAUGAUAAAGUCACAUUUAUUGCGGGACAAAUUGUCGAUACACCAGAGGGAGUUCGCUUUAUUGCACCCGACAUGAAAGGAAUGGGAGAAGAUUAUGAAUUCAAUUUGCAAGGUUUCUCGGUAACACCAGAAGAACUUGAACUUAUUAAACCACAACAUAAUUGGGCCUGCUCACUCGCUAAUCCCGGUGAACUUGCCAUUGAUAGUAUUAUGAUGAAACAGCUUUCAGCAGCUGGCAUGUCAAUUGGACGACAAGUUGAAUCAGGUGGAGUUGACAUCGUCCUACAAAGCACAUUGAAUAGAGAAGUUGUUGAAAAAUUUUGUGAUAAACAUGAUGGAAUCAGCGUUGAUGUUGCUGAACAAAUUUUCAAAAUGAUUAAGCAGCUAACAGAUGAUCACAGAGAGAAUAUUAAUCUUCAAAAUGUGAAUCAGAAAAUCUUGGACAUGUGUAUGUCGAUGAACUCAGGAGAAGAAUACGAGGAAUUAGAAACAGAUGAUGUUGGCAUGGUGAAUGGAAAAGGCGAUAAGGCAAAGAAAAAGAAAAUUGUCAAACGUAAAGGCGUGACGAUGUCAAAAGACCACGCUAUGUUGUCUGAAACGGAUCAGAUUGUAAAAGUAUUAACGACAGUAAUGAUGGAAAUUCUCAAGAAUGAUGAGGUUAGUGCCAUGGGUCUAAAAGGAUCACUAAUAAGUCAUCAGAACACAAAUGGGCAUGUCAAUGGAAAUCAUCACAAAAAUAAGGUCGAGUCUGUCUACGAAAUUAUCUCAAACGUACUUAAUGACUCGUUAAAAAUACUCAACGUAGAUCAGCUUCAAAAUACAUUCUCGUCAGCAAAUACACGUGAGCUUGUUUUAGAAAAAUUAAGCACAACAAUUCACAAAGUCGAGACACUUUGUAGACUAGAGGAAAUGAAGCAAAAUCUCAUGAAUGCAGCACUUGGAUUAUUUAAUGGAAAUAAUGUAGAUUUUGUGAAUGGCGGUGAUGAAGCUUCAGAAGACAACAAUGAGUUUAUGGCUGAGCAGUUUUGCAAUAAUAUCGAAAAUCCUGAUGUUGCCAAAGCCUUUAGUGCUAUGACUAAAAAUAAUCCAAAACUUUUGAUGAAAGUAAUUGAUUCGAUUACAAAUAACAAGGAACAAUCAAAAGAAAAUGUAUCUAUGGAAGAUUUAAUUCAAAAUGCUAUAGUUGAGGCUGUAAAGCAGGAAAGUAAUCACAAACUUGAUGAUCUUAUUCAAACAAAAGAUGUUGUACAGCUUAAGAACCUUCUAAAUGAAUCUGUAACUCUUGCAAAGGCACUCGGAAUGUCUAAAGAAGCUACAACAAUUAUGAAGGCUUUGGAAAAAGCUAUUGCAUCUGGUGAUGUUUCAAAAAUCAAGCUUGAUGACGCAGCAAAGGAAGUGAUUCAAAGAAUGUGUGUCAUGAAGCAACUAGCUGAUGUUGAUCCUGAAUAUCAGGAAGCUUUAGAAAUAUUAACAAAAUCUCCAGAAAAAGCUGCAAAAAGUAGGAAAGUAAGGAAACUUGUACGCAAUAGUGGCUUAAUGGCAGUUCCAAUUGCUGAGAAGGAAGAUAUCAAGUCAUCAAAUGACAUCCCCGUUGAUUUAAUGAAUGAGGAAAACUCAUUAGCUAUGGAAGAAUAUUUACUUAAGAAAGAUUCUGGAAGGAAGCCAGUUAUGAUCAUAAAAGAUGGUGUUCAGCUUAUCUUCCCACGUGAAAAAACUCAUGAUGUCUUAGCUGGAAAAUGUGAAUAUACACUCAUUAAUGAAAAUGGAAUUCAGCAUAUCGAACCAGCUAAGAAAAUAGCCAAAACUGAAGAAAAGGUGGAAAUACUCUGCAAAUUUAAUGACUUGAAAAAAAUGUUUAUGACUGUUGACGCAGAAGAACAGGCAGAUGUGGGCGUUAAAGGCACUAAAAAGAAGUUUGGAAAGAAAGAAGAAGCUGCUCAAGCAAAAGCCAAAGAAGAGAAAUUAAAGCUAGUCGAACAAUUUUGUGAUUAUGUGGACGAUCCCGACAUGGCCAGUGCUUUCACAUCUAUGAGUAAAACUAAUCCACAGUUGCUCAUGGAUGUUCUCAAUUCAAUUACAAAUAAGCAGAAUGUAAAUAUUGAAGAAGUAUCAAUGAAAGAUUUGGUACAAAAUGCAAUCAUUGAGGCUGUAAAGCAAGAAAGUAGCCACAAACUUGACAACCUCAUUAAAGCUAAAGAGGUCACUCAAAUUAAGAACCUUUUAAAUGAAUCUGUGACUCUUGCUAAGGCACUUGGAAUGUCUAAGGAAGCAACGACUAUUAUGGCUGCAUUAGAUAAAGCUAUCAAAAGUGGUGACAUGACACAAUUCAAAUUGGAUGAUGCUGCUAAAGAAGUCAUUGAACGAAUGUGCGUUAUGAAGCAGCUUGCAGAAACAGAUCUAGAGUAUCAAGAAGCUCUCAAUGUGUUGACAAAAACUCCAGAGAAGGCAGUAAAGAACAAUGUUGUAAGAAAGCUGGUCCGUAAAAGUGGACUUAUGUCGAUUCCAGUGGCUGAAGACACUAAGAUUGAUGAGAUUCAGUCAUUGAAGGAUAUUCCUGAGGAAUUAAUGAAAGAGGAAAAUUCAUUGGCUAUGGAAGAUUAUUUACUCAAAAAAGGUAAAGGCAGAAAGCCUGUCAUGAUAAUCAAAAAUGGUGUUUCGUUGGUCUUUCCACGAGAUAAGACUCAGGAUGUUUUGUCUGGUAAAUGUGAGUACACAAUUAUUGAUGAAAAAGGAAUCAAGCAAUACGAUCCAUCUAAAAAAUUAGCCCAAAAAGAAGAAAAAACUCAAACUCUUGGAAAAUUGGGUGAUUUGAAGAAAAUGUUUAUGGCUGUUGAAGCUGAAGAAAAGGCUGAUGUUGGAGGGAAGGGCUUAAAGAAGAAGUUUGGAAAGAAAGACGAACCAACUUCAGCAGCUGCUCAAGUUAAAGCAAAGAAGGAAAAACAAAAAUUAGUCCAGCAAUUCUGUGGCUAUGUAGAUGAUCCUGACAUGGCCAGUGCUUUCAGUGCUAUAGCCGAAACGAAUCCACAAUUGCUCAUGAUAGUUCUCGAUUCAAUCGCAAACAACAAGGAUAAAGAAAUGGAUGAAGUGACAAUUAAAGACAUAAUUCAAAAUGCCAUCAUUGAAGCUGUGUCUCAGGAGAAUAGCCACAAACUUGAUAACCUCAUUAAAGCUAAAGAAGUCACUCAAAUCAAAAACCUUCUUACCGAGUCUAUAACACUUGCUAAAGCACUUGGUAUGUCAACAGAAGCAACGACUAUUAUGGAUGCAUUAGACAAAGCCAUCAAAACUGGUGACAUGGCACAGAUUAAACUUGAUAAUGCAGCAAAGGAAGUAAUUCAAAGAAUGUGUGUCAUGAAACAGCUUGCUGAGGCAGACCCUGAGUAUCAAGAAGCUCUAGAAGUAUUAACCAAAAAUCCAGAUAAGGCUGUCAAAAAUGAAGUUGUAAGGAAAUUGGUCCGCAAAAGUGGUCUCGUUUCAAUUCCAGUUGCAAAAGAUGAUCAGGAAGACGAGAUUCAAUCAUUAAAGGAUAUUCCAGUUGAUUUGAUGAAUGAUGAGAAUGCAUUGGCAAUGGAAGAUUAUUUACUCAAGAAAGGUAAAGGCAGAAAGCCUGUCUUAAUCAUUAAAAAUGGUGUUUCAUUAGUCUUUCCACGUGAUAAGACUCAAGAUGUUCUAUCUGGUAAAUGUGAAUAUACUUUAAUUGAUGAAAAUGGAAUCAAGCAUUUUGAGCCACCAAAAAAAGUAGCAGCAAAGGAUGAAAACACCAAAACUCUCUGCAAAUUUAAUGAUUUAAAGAAAAUGUUUAUGACUGUUGAGGAAGAGGAAAAGGCUGUUGUUGGUGGUAAGGGCACCAAAAAGAAAUUUGGAAAGAAAGACGAACCUCAAGGAGCUGCUCAAAUUAAAGCAAAACAGGAAAAACAAAAGCUGGUUCAACAAUUCUGUGGCUACGUUGACGACCCUGAUAUGGCAAUUGCUUUCAGUACAAUGGCUGAAACUAAUCCACAGCUUCUUAUGGAUGUUCUCAAUUCAAUUACAAAUAACAAGGAUGUUAAUAUGAAGGAUGUGUCAAUGAAGGAUAUAAUCCAAAAUGCAAUUGUAGAAGCUGUUAAGCAAGAAAAUAGCCAAAAACUUGAUAAACUUAUUAAAGCUAAGGAAGUGACUGAAAUCAAAAGUCUUCUUACUGAAUCUGUGACUCUCGCAAAAGCACUAGGUAUGUCUAAGGAAGCUAAAACAAUAAUGGCUGCAUUGGACAAGGCAAUCAAAACUGGCGACAUGACACAAUUCAAAUUAGAUGAUGCAGCUAAAGAAGUCAUUGAACGAAUGUGUGUUAUGAAGCAGCUUGCAGAAGCUAAUCCUGAUUAUGAAGAAGCACUUGAAGAACUUGUGAAAAAUCCACAAAAGGCUGUCAAAGACGAAGUUUUAAGAGAAUUAGUCCGCAAAAGUGGUCUCAUUUCCACUCCAGUUACUGAAGAUUCCAAAAAGGAAGAGAUUCAAUCAUUAAAGGAUAUUCCAAUUGACUUAAUGACUGAGGACAACGCUAUGGCUAUGGAAGAUUAUUUACUUAAAAAGGGCAAAGGAAGAAAGCCUGUUUUGAUCAUCAAGAAUGGUGUACAGCUUGUAUUUCCACGUGAUAAAACUCAUGAUGUUCUAUCUGGCAAGUGUGAAUAUACAUUGAUUGAUGAAGAUGGAAUUAAGAAUAUCCAACCAGCUAAAAAACUUAAUACAACCGAGGAAAAGAAGGAAAAACUUUGCAAAUUUGAUGACUUAAAAAAGAUGUUCAUGAGUGCAAAUGGUGAGGAUGGUGAUGGCAUUGUAAGAACAGGCCGUAAAGUCAAAUUCGGAAAAACACCAGCAAAAUCAGGAAUGCCAAAUAUUAUAGUCAAUGACAAAAAUAACGAUUUUAUUGUCGAACAAUUUUGUGAUUUUGUUGAUGAUCUUGAUGUGGCGAGUGCCUUUAGUGCUAUGACAAAGAAAAAUCCACAAUUACUUAUGGAUGUCCUCAAUUCAAUUACAAAUAACAAUGAUAUAACUAAGGAAAAUGUAUCGAUGAAAGAUUUAAUCCAAAACGCAAUUGUCAAAGCUGUAAAGCAAGAAAGUAAUCAUCAACUUGAUGACUUUAUUCAGACACAAGAAAUUACACAAAUCGAGUCUCUUCUUAAUGAGUCACUGAUCCUUGCAAAAGCAUUAGGAAUGUCUAAGGAAGCUAUGACAUUAUUAAGUGCAUUAGACAAAACUCUUGCAACUGGUGAUGUGACACAAAUUAAGCUUGAUGAUGCAGCAAAGGCUGUAAUUCAAAGAAUGUGUAUUAUGAAGCAACUUGCUGAGGUCGAUCCUGAUUACCAAGAUGCUCUCGAAUUACUUACAUCAUCUCCACAUCGUGCUGUCAAAGAUGAAAUUGUAAGAGAACUUGUACGUAAAAGUGGUCUCAUAUCAAUUCCAGUAGUUGAGAAGCAUGAUAUUCAAUCAUCAAAUGACAUCCCAGCAGCAUUAAUGAAUGAGGAAAAUGUAUUAGCUAUGGAAGACUACCUACUCAGAAAUGGAUCAGGAAGUAAAGCAUUUUUGAUUAUUAAGGAUGGUGUUCAAUGUGUUGUUCCACGUGAGAAAAGCCAUGAUGUGUUAACAGGUAAAUGUGCAUAUACAGUUCUCGAUGAAAAUGGCAUCAAACAUUUUGAACCACUUCACGUUAUGAAUGCAUUGAAACUUAACACACCAAGCCAACAUCACAGAUUCUCAAUUUAUGCAAAUGAUGAAACAUUAAAUGAACUUUCAAAACUCAGACAAGGCAGCACGACACCAUCAUAUGACGUCCAAACACGAGACUUUCAAUUCUCAGCAUGUGAUUUCGCUGACGGAACGGAUUUACCUUCAAGCGAGAAUGAUGAUAAUAGUGAGCAUGGUGCUGAAUACAAUGAAUUUUUCGUUAAAAAUAAGAAUUAUGAAGUAGAUCCAGACACCGGCUAUAGACGACCACGCAGACGACGACUCAACGACAAAGAAGAUCCAACAUCAAAUCUUGACUUCCAAACGACACUUAUGCUCAGUAAAAGAAGAGGAGCACGACCGGAUCGUGUCUCAAAAGCUCCAAUUACUACACAGGUAUACAGACAAUACACACAAGUUAACGAUAAUAUAUACAUUAUGCAUGCAUACGUCUUACAUGGUAAGAAGGAAAAAAGUGCAACAGCUGCAAGAUAAAUUUGAAUACUCUUUUUAAUCCAUUGCAUCACAUGCGUCAGUUCAUAAAAAUUGAAAAACUUUUUUUUGUUUACUCUAAAAAUAAAAAUUUAAGCUAUAAGAAAAGAGAAAAACUAAUAAAACUUGACAUCUGUUUGUGCUUUUUAAUUUAAAUACAUCCAUUCCUUGUUGUGAAGGAUAGGAAAACAUAAAAAUGUAUCAUGUAUAAAAUGUAUCGUAUUGUUGAUAUUAAGUAAAAUCUUCUAUUUGUAGAAAUUAGUUCAUUGCAUUGAAUUUCUUUUUUGUAUAUUUUCAAAGAAAAUUAUCUGAAAUCAACAUUUUUAAUGGAAAUUAAUUUAUUUUAAGCUUCUUAGUGGUAAUUUUACAAUGUGCAGAUAUGAAAUAAAAUAAACAUAAAAAUCUGGUUCUUCUGCGUGUGCUCUUAUUUCGCCUAUAAUGAUCUGUUUUUGCACACAUCUGAUCGAAAAAUAUGGGUGAAUGAAAUUUGAUUUCCGGAUAGUCUGAAACUCAAACGUUUCGGAAAUCGGCUAUAUCAAUAAUUUGUAUUAUUGCUUAUUUAAUAGGCUAUAAUGUGUUCUCUUUAGACACUCAGGGUCGUAAGUUGAACAUCAUUUAAAAUCUAUUUUCUCUUCUGCAAAUUGAUUCUUGAUGUAUUUUUGUUGACUAUUGAGUCUUUAAACAUUUGGGUUAAAGAAAGAGCGAAGGUCAAACUGAUCUUACUCAAUUUUACUUCAUUACAUCAGCUUUUUGAGAUUGAUUGAUGGGUUAAUUGACUUGGGGUAAUUUUUGGAUGACCUUCUAUAUUCAUGUCAAAUGGAUUUUAAUUUUACAAAAGUUUUGAAUUUCUAUGAGUUAAAAUUGGUCUCUUUUGUGGUUCUAAAGUCCAACAAAUAAACUGACAAACUCUACUCAAGGGUGUGGCACUGAAGAAUUACAUUUUGAUAAUUUUUGAUCAAUUUUUGAUAAAUUUUUUG